UUUAUUGCACUGUCAGCAAUGCAAUGCCAGCCAACCGAAAUACUUGAAAUCUUAGACAAGGAAAAAAGAGCUUGAAAUACACAAUUUGUAAAAACAACAUUAACCUCAAACCCGCCAUUUCCACUAUAAACCUAGAUUAUUAAAAAAUAAUUGUAUAUUGUAUUGCAAAUUAAUAAAGUGGAAAUGGAUUUAGAAAAUAGGAAAAAGCAUUUUAUGGCUCACGUGGUCAACUUCUUGCAAGAUGAACUAAUUAAUGGAAAUAUGAAUGAAGAGAAAAAAGAGUCUGUGGAAGUAGCGAUACAGUGCCUUGAAACAGCAUAUGAUAUUCAGUCAGAUAUUAAGGAUGAAGCAUCAAAGAAUCAAUUGGAUUUACUUUCAUUGAUACCAGUAACCAGGAGGGCUGAAGUUACAGAAGACCAGAUUAAAGAGGCUGAAAUAUAUAAAAACAAUGGAAACACCCAUAUGAAAAAUUUAGCAUACAGUGCAGCAGUGACUGAAUAUACAAAAGCAAUUAAUAUAAACCCAAAUAAUGCAGUAUAUUAUUGCAAUCGUGCAGCUGCCUAUAGUAGACUAGAAAAACACUUAGAUGCAAUAAAUGAUUGUCAACAAGCAAUAAAACUAGAUCCUACAUACGGAAAGGCAUAUGGACGCCUUGGAAUUGCUUAUUCCAACUUAAACAGGUAUGAAGAAGCAUGUAAAGCUUAUGCCGAAGCUCUAAAACAUGAUCCUGGCAAUGAGAUGUAUGAGGCUAAUUAUAAACUUGCAGAAGAGAAACUGUUUGGUAAUAGCGAUUCUGCUGCACCAACAGAUCAUCGCAAUCUAGACAUGUCUCAGUUCAUUAAUAAUCCAAAUUUGAUAAAUAUGGCAACCCAAAUGCUUAGUGACACCAAUUUUAGAAAUUUAAUGUCCAGGUUUAUGUCUACAAACCAGAGUGGUGAUCCAAAUUUAGAUGUCUUAAUUCAAACAGGUCAAACACUGGCCAACAGAAUGUUAAGCACUGACCCGACCUUUGUAGAAAACCUAAGGCGUUCAAUAGACCCCCAGAAUCUCAUGGAAUCAAACACUGGCAGUGCCGAUACUUCAGAAGCUAUGCCAGGUAGUGACCCUAGUUUCAUUGAACAACUAAGACGUUCUCUACACAACCAGGGUCAGAUGGAUCCAGAGAGUUCUGAACAAGAAAACCCACCACCAAACCCUUCUCAAAAGAAGUCACAAUAAACAUUCGUUCUUUAGUUUUGUUGUUUUGAGUUACUCUUUUCUACUUUAAAAUUAUUUAUCAUUUUCAGCAAUAUCAUUGGAAAAACUACUUUUCUGACAUAAACAUUUUUAAAUAAUAUAACCUUUUGGUGUUUUUUUGCUAUUGUGUUAUUAAAAGUAAACAGGGAAUAGUGAAAAGUAGUUUUUUUUAUAUAUAUUAUGUUUUAAAUACUGUUAUUCAACCGUACUAAAUUAUUAUUACUGCCAAAGAACUAGAAGGCAUUUCAUUUGUAUUUUGAAAUGUAUUUUACAAAGAAGAAACAUAAUACCACCUGCAUCAAAAAAAUGAUGAAUUUUGAUGAAUGAAUUUUUUUUGUUAAUUUUUGUAAGUUUUCUUGCAUCACUAAUAAACUUGAUAGUCUAAGAUCUAGUGAACCCUCCGACUAACGGUCUUCCUGUAAGGCUAGAAAUUUGUAUAGUGAUAAUUCAUAGCACACCAAGGCUAAAAACCAUGACCUGGCAGGCAUCAGUCCUGCACGUGUAUCUACAAGGUGAAUCGAAAAGUGCAUAGGUUAGGGGAAAAAUAAACUUCCUCCUGUAAAGUUUAAACUUACUUAAGUAUGUGUUUGAGUAAGUCAUUUAGAAGAAAUGUAUACAAUGCCAGGCGAUUCUGAACAGCAUAAGACCUUGCCAGGCGAGUGGAAAGAUUAGGGAUUUUUCCUAAAAUUAUUUUUUUGCAUCAAACAAAAUUUUUUAGGUUUUUUGAAUCAUUCCAAACCGAAAAGGUCUUUGGUGACUUUUCUCUUAGGUUGAUAGUUUUUGUUUAUAUAAGCGAUUAAAAAUUUUGAAAAUUGCGAAAUCGGCCAUUUUUAACCCUGAAUCGGACAUUUAACUGAAGAUUUCAAUGUUACCAAGGUAGGUAGAUAUUCUUUAAACGUCGAUUGAAGAAAUCCCGAAGAGUUUUUUUGCAGUACAAUAUCGAAAACCCCCUUGCAUUUUAAUUGCUAAUUAAGCGGGCGCGAAACUGUAGGAUAAGUGAGGAUGUUUGAGUUUGCAUAAAUUUAUUAUCUCGAGAAUGGGCAAAUUUGAAGAGAAAUCCUCGGACAGGUCGAUUUUUAUUUUUAAAUUAGGACUUUUUGGCAUAUAUAUAUAUAUAUAUAUAUAUAUAUAUAUAUAUAUAUAUAUAUAUAUAUAUAUAUAUAUAUAUAUAUAUAUAUAUAUAUAUAAUACUAGUGACGGCAUCCAUGUGGGCGUGAUGACGUAAUCGAUGAUUUUUUGAAAAGGAGUAGGGGCCGUGUGAUAGCUCAUUUGAAAGGUUAUUUAAUUAUCUAUUCAGAAAUAUAAACAUUAACAAUGAUUUAUACAACAUGUGCAAAAAAAAAUUUUUUUUAUUAUAUUAGUUUACACAAAAAGAAGAAACAUUUUUUGCACACCAUUUGUAUAAAUAAUUAGGUUAACGUUUAUAUUACUAGAUUAUUAGUAGAUUAGAGAAUUAAAUAGCCUUUCAAAUGAGCUAUCACACCACCCCUACUCCCAUUCAAAAAAAAUCAUCGAUUACGUCAUCACGCCCAGAUGGAUUACGUCACUAGUAUUAUAUUAUAUAUGCCAAAAAGUUCUAAUUUAAAAAUAAAAAUCGACCUGUCCGACGAUUUCUCUUCAAAUUUGCCCAUUCUCGAGAUAAUGAAUUAAUGCAAACUCAAACGUCUUCACUUAUACUACAGUGUCGCGCCCGCUUGGUUAGCAAUUAAAGAACAAGGGGGUUUUCGAUAUUGUAUUGCAAAAAACUCUUCGGGAUUUCAUCAAUCGACGUUUAAAAAAUAUCUACCUACCUUAGCAACAUUUAAAUUUUCAGGUAAAUGUCCGAUUCAGGGUUAAGAAUGGUCAAUUUAGCAAUUUUUAAACUUUUUAAUCGCUUAUAUGUCAAAAACUAUUAACCUAAGAGAAAAGUCACUAAAGGCCUUUUCUGUUUGGAAUGAUUCAAAAAAUCUAAAAAACUUUGUUCGGUGCAAAAAAAUAAUUUUAGGAAAAAAGCCUAAUCUUUCCCAUCGCCUGGCAUGGUCUUAUGCUGUUCAGAAUCGCCUGGCAUUGUACACAUUUCUUCUAAAUGACUUACUCAAACACAUACUUAAAUUUAAGCUUUUUUAGGAGAAAGUUUAUUUUUCCCCUAAACUAUGCACUUUUCGAUUCACCUGGUAGAUACACGUGCAGGGCUGCCUGCCAGGUAAUGGUUUUUAGCCUUGGUGUGCUGUGAAUUAUCACUAUACAAAUUUCUAGCCUUAGGAAGACCGUUAGUCGAAGGGUUCACUAGCCCUUAGACUAUAAUCUGUUGUAGUGCGACCGAUUUUCGACGAGUCAUUAGUAAGUGGGGUCUAAUGAGGGUUAACAACUAAAUUAUAUUAGUGAAAUUAAAGUAAUCUUGCAUAUUAGGUAUGCCUUUUAGUUCUAUAACUUGACUUUCAUAUUACAUGUUGGACAUUAUUUAGAAAGCAUAGGACUGUGUUACUUUUAUAGGUUUUUUUAUUUAAAUGUGGAUUGUUUUGGUGAACCAAAACGAUGAUCUACAUUCUUGGACAAAAAUAUCGAAUAUUUUAAAACUGAAAUUGUUUGUGAGUGAAAUUAUUUGGGCUGCAGUCUUUACCUCUCCCAGGGUCAUAGGGAUAUGAUUUCUUUUACAAAUGCGAUGUUUUAAGUGCUCGAUCGAAAUGAAAUCUGUUAUGGGCUAUACUGUGGCCAAUGAAUCUCAUCAAGGUAAGUGUUCACCAUUCUAAUAGUGGGUUAUCGUGCAUUAGCUCAAAUCUGUCACAUCCAAUAUGGUCGACAAAUGGUAAGACAUGAUCUAAAAUGUUUUAAUGUGCAUGUCAGUUGCCAUUCACCCAAUCACCUUCACAGGUUCGAUAUGUCUUUUCCAAGAAAUACCAUUUCCAUGGUACUAUGCCGUCACCACCAAAAUAAACGCUCUGAAUGAGGUUGCAACUGCCAAACCGUUCACCAUAUGGAAGCAUGAUUGACAAAAAUUCGUCUACAGAAGAGUUGGCGAAUGGUAUGUCAGUUGUAACAUCAUGCAGAGCGUUAUGUUAAUGACAGCUGUCAUGUGCAUUAAAAACAUUUUGGAAGAUCAUGUUUUGUCAUUUGCCAGCCGUAUUGGAUAUGAGAGAUUCGUGCUAAUACACGUUAAUAGUCUAAGAGCUAGUGAACCCUCCAACUAACGGUCUUCCUGUAAGGCUAGAAAUUUGUAUAGUGAUAAUUCAUAGCACACCAAGGCUAAAAAUCAUGACCUGGCAGGCAUCAGCCCUGCACGUGUAUCUACCAGUUGAAUCGAAAAGUGCAUAGUUUAGGGGAAAAAUAAACUUUCUCCUGUAAAGUUUAAAUUUAAGUAUGUGUUUGAGUAAGUCAUUUAGAAGAAAUGUGUACAAUGACAGGCGAUUCUGAACAGCAUAAGACCUUGCCAGGCGAGGGGAAAGAUUAGGGGUUUUUCCUAAAAUUAUUUUUUUUGCAUCGAACAAAGUUUUUUUAGGUUUUUUGAAAAUUGCGAAAUCGGCUAUUUUUAACCCUAAAUCGGACAUUUAACUAAAAAUUUCAAUGUUGCCAAGGUAGGUAGAUAUUCUUUAAACAUCGAUUGAUGAAAUCUCGAAGAGUUUUUUGCAAUACAAUAUCGAAAUUUUUUGUUUUUUGAUUGCUAAUCAAGUGGGCGCGACACUGUAGUAUAAGUGAGGACGUUUGAGUUUGCAUAAAUUCAUUAUCUCGAGAAUGGGUAAAUUGAAGAGAAAUUCUCAGAUAGGUCGAUUUUUAUUUUUAAAUUGUGACAUUUUGCCAUAUAUAUAAUACUAGGAGUGAUGACGUAAUCAAUGAUUUUUUUAAAUGAGAGUUGGGGUUGUGUGAUAGCUCAUUUGAGAGGUUAUUUAAUUCUCUAUUCAGUAAUAUAAACUUUAACAUAAUUAUUUAUACAGGGUGUACAAAAAAAUUGUUUCUUCUUUUUUUGUAAAUUAAUUUAAUAAAAAAAAUUUUUUUGUACACCCUGUAUAAAUAAUUAUGUUAAAGUUUAUAUUACUGAAUAGAGAAUUAAAUAACCUUUCAAAUGAGCUAUCACACAACCCCUACUCUCAUUUAAAAAAUCAUCGAUUACGUCAUCACGAUCAGAUGGAUGACUUCACUAGUAUUAUAUAUAUAUAUAUAUAUAUAUAUAUAUAUAUAUAUAUAUAUAUAUGCCAAAAUGUCCUAAUUUAAAAAUAAAAAUCGACGUAUCUGAGAAUUUCUCUUCAAUUUGCCCAUUCUCGAGAUAAUGAAUUUAUGCAAACUCAAACGUCCUCACUUAUACUACAGUGUCGCGCCCACUUGCUUAUCAAUUAAAAAACAAAGGGGUUUUCGAUAUUGUAUUGCAAAAAACUCUUCGGGAUUUCAUCAAUCGACGUUUAAAGAAUAUCUACCUACCUUGGCAACAUUGAAAUUUUUAGUUAAAUGUCCGAUUUAUGGUUAAAAAUAGCCGAUUUCGCAAUUUUCAAAAUUUUUAAUCGCUUAUAUAAACAAAAACUAUCAACCUAAGAGAAAAGUCACUAAAGACCUUUUCUGUUUGGAAUGAUUCAAAAAAACUUUGUUCGAUGAAAAAAAAUUUUAGGAAAAACCCCUAAUCUUUCCCCUCGCCUGGCAAGGUCUUAUGCUGUUCAGAAUCGCCUGUCAUUGUACACAUUUCUUCUAAAUGACUUACUCAAAUACAUACUUAAAUUUAAACUAUACAGGAGAUAGUUUAUUUUCCCCCUAAACUAUGUACUUUUCUAUUCACCUGGUAGAUAUCCGUGCAGGGCUGAUGCCUGCCAGGUCAUGGUUUUUAGCCUUGGUGUGCUGUGAGUUAUCCCUAUACAAAUUUCUAGCCUUACAGAAAGACCGUUAAUCGGAGGGUUCACUAUCUCUUAGUCUUAGACUAUAAGACACGUCUUCAUGUCGCUAGAAUAGUUAAUGUUUACCUUGAUGAGAUUCAAUUUAAAAAUUAUAUUGCCCACCAUAUAGCCUCUAUCGGAGUUAAAUCCGAUCGAGCAUUUUAUGACACUUUAAAACAUCGUAUUCGGAAAAUAACAAACCUGAGACACGGCCAGGGCUAAGGAUUGCAUCACAAAAAUUUCACUUAACAUGAUAUUCAAAAUAUUCGAUAUUUUUGUCCAGCAGUGUAUUUAAAAUAUUAUUCUUGGUUUUAGGUUUUGGCAGUAAGCAUUCGUUUAUUUGAAUUACUACUUUAUACUUGCCUACUCAUAAUUUCCAACAAUAGUGUUGGAAAAACUACUUUUACUUCAUAAACCUUUUUCUAACGUAACUCUUUCGUAUUUUGUUGCUAUUUCGUCAUUAACAUUAAACAGAGAAUAGUCAAAAUAAAAAAAAUAUUUAAUAUGAUAUUCUACAGUCCUAUUUACUAUUAAUGUCAAAGAGCUAAAUGGCUUUGAACUUUGAUUUUCGAAAUGUAUUGUAAAAAAGGAUGAACUCAUUCCUCUUUCAAGAGAAGCAUAAAAACAGUUUUAUUAGUUCUAUGGAAACCAUAUCGCUCGUCCAGAAGAAAAGUGACACAACUAAAAAAAUGCAAAUUCCAGUUAUCUUAUUAAAUUGACUCAAAAAUCCUAUGUUUUUACCAGGAGAAGUGUCACAUAUAUGUUUACUUCCAACUUCGUAAGAUGGCGAUAGUGUCAUUAUUCAUUUGGUUUUGCUUCUUACACAAUUAGAAACAUUCACUUAUCCACAUUCUUCGUUUUUAAUUUUUAAAUUUUAGCAGUUGUUUACAACUUACAGUUAAAUUAAAUUUAAAAAAUCCAUUUUUGUCUUUCCUGGAUUUUUUUUUGAGUUGUGACUCUUUUCUUCCGGAUGAGCCACAUUAAUAUUGCCUACGUUAAAAGAGUUAACUUGGAAGAGGAAUGCUGAUUUUUUUGCUGUUUUUCUUGUGUGACUGGUAAAAACAUUAUAUUAAUAUUAUAUACGCCCUUUAUUUCUGUAGCUUACCUACUUUCUUUUUACAUUUUGGACAUUAUUUAGAACAAUGAAUUGAAUGUGGAUUGUUUUGCUGAACCAAAACAAUGUUGUAUUUAAAAUAUGUUGUUCUUAGUUUAAGUUUUGGCGUUACAGAUUAUAUUAUACAUGAUUUCACAUAUAAAUGAUUUAAAUAUACUAAAA
Diabrotica virgifera virgifera (western corn rootworm) is the source of this 7344-nucleotide messenger RNA. RefSeq names its product small glutamine-rich tetratricopeptide repeat-containing protein beta. The coding region runs from base 184 to 1218 and encodes 344 amino acids. The transcript is spliced from 7 exons. Gene Ontology annotation, biological process: post-translational protein targeting to endoplasmic reticulum membrane. Gene Ontology annotation, cellular component: TRC complex; membrane. NCBI's taxonomy places the organism in Eukaryota, Metazoa, Arthropoda, Insecta, Coleoptera, Chrysomelidae. Gene Ontology annotation, molecular function: protein binding; molecular adaptor activity. The record is from RefSeq and is a predicted model, not a curated record.